GAAAAGGAAAAGAGAGGGAAUGAAAGAGGACCCAGGAGGAGGAGGAGAGGAGGAGGGGGAAGGCGGCGCCUGGUCCUUGGCCGAAGUGGCCCUGGCUGAAAAGAAGAGAAAGCCCACCCAACGCCGCUUGCUUUCCCUCGGAGGGUCCGGGGUCCUUGUGGGGCUCCUUCCUCUUCCUCUUGGGGCCAGUUGGGCUUCCUUAAGAGGGGCCCCCUCCUCCCUCCCUUCCUCCUCCUCUUCCUCCAAAAGCCCAGCCGAGGAGGAGGAGGAGGAGGAGGAGGAGAGGCAGGCGAUGAAGGCGUUGAGGAUGAAGGCCUCCUCCUCCUCCCCUCCCUGCCCAUCAUGAAACUCUACUGCAAAGUGGGCUCCCUCUGCCUCUGCCUCUGCCUGGGGCUCCUGCUGCUCCUCUACUUCUUCAGCGGAGGAGACAGCCAGCGGCAGCAGCGGGGACAAGGGAGGACCCCUCGGGGCCAAGGGGCCCGGGGCCAGCCCCUCGCCCUCCUCCGGACCCAGCAGCAGGCGCCUCCGCGGACCAAGAAGCAGCCGCCCCCUCCUCCUCCUCCUCCUCCUCCCAGCAAGAAGGCCAAGGCGGAGGGCGGAGGGCAGCGGAGAGGAGCCCGGGGGAAGGGGGCCAGCCUCAGGAGACCAAAGGACCAGAAGCUUCCUACAGCCCUGAUCCCAUCUCCACAGUGGAUGCAUUUGGCGGUUGUAGCAUGUGGUGACCGGCUGGAAGAAACUCUCAUCAUGCUGAAGUCAGCAGUUCUGUUCAGCAAUAGGAAGAUCAAAUUUCACAUCUUUGCUGAGGAUUCCCUGAAGCCUGAAUUCGAAAGGAAAUUGCAAGAAUGGCCUCCCUCUUACACAAAGAAGUUUGAAUGUCAUGUCUACCCAAUCGCCUUUUCUGUUGGAAAUGCUCAAGAAUGGAAAAAAUUAUUCAAGCCAUGUGCUGCCCAGCGCCUCUUUCUUCCGAUGAUUUUAAAAGAUGUGGACUCCCUUCUGUAUGUGGACACAGAUGUCCUCUUCUUGCGACCCAUUGAUGACAUCUGGAGAUUUCUGACAGCAUUCAAUUCCACACAGCUGGCUGCAAUGGCACCAGAACAUGAAAUACCAAAGAUUGGUUGGUACAGUCGGUUUGCUCGCCACCCAUAUUAUGGAACAACUGGAGUCAACUCCGGUGUCAUGCUGAUGAAUUUAACCCGCAUAAGAAAUACCCAGUUUAAGAACAGCAUGAUACCGACAGGCCUGACAUGGGAGGAGAUGUUGUACCCUUUAUACCAAAAGUAUAAAAACUACAUUACAUGGGGAGACCAGGACUUGCUCAAUAUUAUUUUUUACUUUAACCCAGAAUGUCUCUACCUGUUUCCUUGCCAAUGGAACUAUCGGCCAGACCACUGUAUGUAUGGCAGUAACUGUAAAGGAGCAGAGGAGGAAGGCAUUUCCAUUCUCCAUGGGAACAGGGGUGUCUACCAUGAUGAUAAACAGCCUACUUUCAAAGCCCUCUAUGAAGUGAUACGUGAUUUUUCCUUUGAAGACAAUCUCUUCCAAUCAAUGUACUACCCUCUCCACACUAAAUUCCUUGAUACUGUACAUACUUUAUGUGGGCGAAUUCCACAGGUUUUUUUGAAACAAAUUGAGAGAACUAUGAAGAAAGUGUAUGAAAGUCGAGUGAUCGUCAAUGUUGGAGCCAACUUCAGAUUGUAAAUGGAGCAAUGUACUUUGAUACAAUUUUCAUAGUUUCAUGCAGCCUGCUUGAAGCAUAUUUAAAGAGGCAGUCUUAUAUGUCUGCUGAGAGAGAUAGUUGCCACUUAAUCAAAGCUGGCAGGGUAUUCUUUGUUUGGUUUUAAUGGUUCACACAUAGUUAAUGAGCUUGGUGGGAAUGAAUAUCAACAUGACUGGAUUUCAGCAGACACUUUGGAAAUUAUUGAUAACAUAAUCUGAUUAUUUUUUAACUUUGAUAAUUACAGAGCACUGAUUUUGGACGCAUCCCACUGAAAUAAAUGGCAUUUCAGAAUGAAGAUGGUCAUCAGUGGGCAACUACAGGGGACUAAUCCCCCCAGUAGAUCUCCCCACAGGCCACCCCCUCCCUCACAGGAAGCCCAUAUACUUCCAUUUUCCUCUGUAGUCCCUCUCAAAAUGACAACAGGUAUGGUGUGCUUAUGAAGAUAGAUGUGUAUUAACACAUUUGGAGGGCUUUUUGUGUGGUUUGCGGGCAAAAAUUGCUUGAAGAUAGUACUGAUUUUUUUAAAAAAAUUGGGGGUUUGAGGGACUGGUGAGGCUACAAAAGUGGGUCCGCAGGCCUCAAUUGGCCCACUACUGAUUUAGUACCUUAACAGAGGUAUUUUACAAAUAUCUACUCAGAUGUAAACCUCAUUUAGCUCAGUGGGAAUUACAGACAGAUGGCUAUAGGAUUCCUGCUUAAAUCAUGUUUUUAACUUUCUGCUGCCCAGGAAGAUGAAUGGCUUGAAGUAGGCUAAUACAAAUAUUUGAUGAAUGACAAAUUUUUCUGUGCAGCUCUGUAAAAAGACUACUGUCAUCUUCAAAGACAUUUCUUAGUAUUUGAAAGUAAUUGCGCAGACUAUGAUUAUAUAAGAGAUCACUUAAGUUUUAUGGCAGAGGACAGAAAUACAUGCAUUCUAAUUUAAUACCCUCUUCUUUCUUAAGAUGUUAUAGCAUUUUGGAUCUGGUUGUUUCUCACACUAGCAUUUGUCUUCCAUUGGGACCACCAAAUUUAAUGGUUCACACUUUCAUAAUUGGACCUGUCUUAGUGUUAGCCACAGGAAAACAGAUUUGCAGUAGCAAUCAUGCCAAAACAGUAAUUGAUGAUUAAUUAGAGUCUGGGAAACAUAAAAUGAAGGGAACUCUAUCAUUCUUCCAGUAUGUCUGCAUUAUGCUGCAAGAUGCACUUAAAAAGCAAAAUCCAUUGGGAAUCAUAAGAAAGGCUGAAAAUGGACGUGUGAGCAGUACAGCCCUCCAAAGACCCUGUGGAGCCAAUGUGCCUCCCCAAAAAACCCUUCUAAAUAGUCAUGUUUACUUCUUAUAUUGGCAACAUGUUCAUCCUGUGGGAUAAUGCAUGGAUAAAAGUAACAUUUGCAGGAACUUGGACAGAUCUGAGGAAGUUAAGCUGGUAGUUUUUAGGAACUCACGUAUGCAACCAUUUCAUUUAAAAUAACACCAUCACUAAGGUUCUUAUAGUUUGCUUGUUUUAAUACAGCACAACAAGAGUGGUGGUGCAAUGUAUGGCAAGUGUUAAUAAGUUCCAGUGUUUCAACUAAGUAGUAUCACCUUGUGUAAUUUAUUACCUCAUGGGUAGGGAGGGGGGAUGAGGAGUACAAUUUUUCUCUGCAAGUGUUUACAUAGCAAAUGAAAACAGGCACUGUUUGUGCUAUUUCCUUAACAUGGAUGGGUAAGAUCAUGUAAAGCAUCAAGUAAGUUCUUCUUCCUUAUGAAGAUUCAGGGUCUCAACAAGCCUCCCCCUUUAGCGCCAGAUCAGGGCCGCAAUAACUACAUGCCACGGCCCUGAUCUCUCCUUUCCGCAGUGUAAAAAGGAGUCUUUUUGCGGCUCCUUUUUGCACCCCGGAGAGGGCACCAUAGCUGCCAACCCCGUGGAUUUUUGGUGUUCCUUUGGCGCUGCAUCAUCUAGACACAGUGCCAGAGGAGUGCUGUGACACUGCCUGCCAUGUGGUGCAAUGCACGUUGCCACACCAGCAUGGGACAAAGUCAGGGCAUGUGUUGUGCAGACUGGCCUUAACUGUAGUUAGGAUGACAUGAGGCUCUGUGAUUAUGAUACCACACAGAGCUAAGUGUUCUUAAAUUCGCUAAUCUCAACAGGUUUAAAGUGUGCUUGCUUCUGUGAAGGACUGCACUCUUUGUCAUCUUUGUAAUAGGUUGACAGAGCUGAUCUUCAGAAAUUUGCCCCAUAUAACUAUUAGUAGGGUGGAGGAAAGAGGUGUCACAAUGCAACAGGUUUACAGUGUGCUUGUAUCUGUGAGGGACUGCACCUUUUGUCACCUUUGUAAUAGGUUAACAGAGUUCUUCUUCAGAAAUUUGUCCCAUGUAGUUGUUAGCAGAUAGGGGGAAAGAAGUGUCACAGUGCAGUCUUGCCUGAAAAUAUGGAAUCUAGUAUUUGAUUUUUUUUAAAGGGGUUAACUCUAUUAGUCUAUUGCAGUAAAAACAACCAAGGGUUUUAUGGCAUCUUGCAAACUAGCACAUUUAUGAUGAUAUAAGUUUUUAUGGCUGCAUACCAUACUGCUUCAGAUGCAUGAAAAUGUCAUUCAGAAUUUUAGUUAUACAUACAGUGAACACAGUGAGUUUAGAUUGCCACUUUCAGUAUUUUCUGCAUGUAAUUGCUCUCUGACCUCACUGUCUAAGUAUAGGUAAUUGGAAAUAUACCAUAUGUAGACUAGAAGUCGACAACAUGUAUAAGUCAAGGGCAGGUUUUGGGGCCAAAAUUAUGUAUUUUGCUAUGACCUGUGGAUAAGUUGAGGUAAACUUAGGGGCAUAU
Molecule: messenger RNA, 4498 nt
Organism: Sceloporus undulatus (fence lizard)
Lineage: Eukaryota; Metazoa; Chordata; Lepidosauria; Squamata; Phrynosomatidae
Gene: GXYLT2
Product: glucoside xylosyltransferase 2
Exons: 7
Coding region: 343-1698 (451 amino acids)
Biological process (GO): protein O-linked glycosylation via N-acetylgalactosamine
Molecular function (GO): UDP-xylosyltransferase activity
Source: RefSeq, a predicted model, not a curated record